UAUAGGUUUGGGCCAAUGGAAGUCUACUGCCGGGACGCGUUCAGUAGAGUCGUGCGUGAAUUGGCGUGUUUGGUAGCCUACAUCUGGAAGUUUAGCAGUUUUCAGGAAAGAACAGGCCGUGACCCCUUCUGGAAAGUAGGACCUGGGCCGUAACGAUCACAGGGCAAACAUGGGGAAGAGGUACUACUGUGAUUAUUGUGACCGGUCCUUCCAGGACAACAUGCACAACCGCAAGAAGCACCUGAAUGGUGUCCAGCAUCACAGGGCCAAAAAGGCCUGGUUCCACAACUUCAGAGAUGCUGCAGCAAUAUUGGUUGAGGAGCAAACCAAGAAACCCUGCAGGAAGUUUAUUCAGACAGGACAAUGUGGGUUCGGCACAAGCUGCAUUUUUUCUCACAUGACUGAAAAGGACAUGGCAAGCCUCAGACAACAGAUUGAGGAUGAAAAGCGACGGAAGGAGGAUCCUGAGGAGGGGGCGCCGUGCCCUGAGCGGAGCGUGGAGGAGUGGCUGGCCAGGAGGGAGAAGAGGAAGGAGGCUCUCCGCACGGGCAGCUUGAUGGAAGAGGAAGAGGAAGAGGAUCCCUCUAUCGACUUGCCCCCACAUUUUAUCUCGAUCCCGGACCUUCCCCCUUCCCUGCUGCCCCCACCACCUGGAGGGUGGAAGGGUGUGCCCCGUACAGAGUGGGGUUAAAGGUCAUAUCCCACACAGAACAGAACUAAAAGUCAUGUAUACAUUUGGGAUGGAAGGCUGUGUCGUCUCAUCUGUCUUGGGGACAACUUCUGCUGCCUGGAUGGACAAAGUGCACUUUUCUCCACGCCCGCCAGCUUGUUUGGGAGGGCGGUAGAUUUUGGGACUGAGGUUGAACAGCCAGUCACUGUGGGACUGCAUACAGAAGCACAACCUGUUCCAGUUCUAACUUCAGAGAGGCACAUCACUUUGGUGCAGACAAAAGAAAUUAAGUUGGGUACACAAUGAUUAAUUGAUCUGUUUUUUGAGGUCUAAAGAUACAUGAUGUAAUUAUUGUAUUGAAGUACACUAAACAUUGAAGUACCUAACAGUCACAGAAAGUGCUCACAGUCACACAAUGUCUACAUGCAGUGAAUUCACUGAAGAUCCAUCUUUGUGAUGCCUUUGGGUCAGAGUGGUAUGAGUUGGGUUAGAAUGGUAUGAAGCCAGCUGAAAUUGUCAGCUAUUCUACAACUGUAAGCUAGUUCAGUAGUGAGUUAUUGCAGUACCUCUUUAUAAGUCAUUGAAUAGCAUCAAACAUAAGCCACAUUAUGCUGGCAGAUUUUUUGUAUUUUUAACUGUAAUAUAUUUGUAAUUUUCCCAGUUGAUUUAUUGGAGGAUCUCAAAUGCUAAUCUUUGUCCACCAUGAGCUGUGUGGACUACAGUACUCCCUGCUUUGAAAGCAAUUGCUACAGAAUUUGCUUACUAGCCAGCUACUGUGUGGGAAGGGUAGAAUUCAAAGUGCUCUCAAAAUGAAUGAGAAGGGGUUGAUACAGGGUGAAAUUUGAAUGCUUUUUAGAGUCUGAAGAGGAAUGUAUGCAACCACAAACUCUGACCCCCAGAAGCCAGUUGGUGGGUUAUAACCACUGAGCGUUAUGGGGUGUUAGAUGAGACU
Megalops cyprinoides (Indo-Pacific tarpon) is the source of this 1622-nucleotide messenger RNA. RefSeq names its product zinc finger, matrin-type 5 (gene zmat5). Gene Ontology annotation, molecular function: zinc ion binding. Lineage: Eukaryota; Metazoa; Chordata; Actinopteri; Elopiformes; Megalopidae. The transcript has 6 exons. The coding region runs from base 170 to 691 and encodes 173 amino acids. Gene Ontology annotation, cellular component: U12-type spliceosomal complex. The record is from RefSeq and is a predicted model, not a curated record.